AUCAUCAUCUUCACAAAACCUUAUCAAAAAAUACACCACCGGAGAUGGCUGCGAUUGCGGCGGCGACAUCCGCUUUCACUUCCUUCAACCUCACGCGCGCAACUCCAUACACGCGCCGCCACAUUCGUACAUUCAUUGCAUCAUCUUCUUCCUCAAAUGAAUUCAACAUCACUUUUGCUCCACCAAAACCCAAACCCAAACCCGAACCCGCAAAUCCAAUAAACCCUAAUUUAGAUAAUACUGAACUUGGUGGCCAAUUGUAUAUACCUUGGAUUGUACGUGAUGAAAAAGGUAACCUCACUCUCCAAUCUACACCUCCGGCUCGUCUACUCCACGAGAUGGCUAAUGCUAGCACAAGCAAGAAAAAGAAAAAGGGAAAAGAGAUUGGUUCUAAAGCCGCGGCAAGGGUGGGUCCGACAGCUGAGCCUAAGCAUUCUAAGGCGGCUCGCCGGUUUUAUAAUGAGAACUUCAGAGACCCUCCUCAACGCCUCGCUAAAGUCCUUGCUGCUUCCGGAGUGGCAUCCAGACGGAGCAGUGAAGAGCUGAUUUUUCAAGGUCGGGUUACUGUGAACGGUUCUGUUUGUAAGACUCCACAGACUAAAGUUGAUCCAGCUAGGGACAUAAUUUAUGUCAACGGAAAUCGUCUUCCUAAGAAGUUGCCUUCAAAGGUCUAUCUUGCACUAAACAAGCCAAAAGGGUACAUAUGCUCAUCCGGAGAGAAAGAAACUAAGUCAGUCAUGGCCCUUUUUGACGAUUUUAUAAAGAGUUGGGAUAAAAGGCAUCCUGGACAACCAAAACCUCGGCUCUAUACAGUUGGCAGACUUGAUGUUGCCACGACUGGCUUGAUUAUUGUGACUAAUGAUGGGGAGUUCGCCCACCAGAUUUCACAUCCUUCGUCUAAUUUGUCAAAGGAAUACAUCGCAACUAUCGAUGGUGAAGUUCAUAAGCGACACUUGAUAGCCAUUAGUGAGGGAACAGUUAUUGAUGGUGUCCAUUGCACCCCACAUAAUGUGGAACUACUACCAGGGCAGCCUGACAAACCAAGACCUCGUCUGCGUAUUGUGGUUCAUGAAGGACGGAAUCAUGAAGUUCGUGAACUUGUGAAAAAUGCUGGACUUCAGUUGCGUGCACUGAAGCGUAUACGUAUAGGUGGUUUCAGGCUUCCUGCAGAUCUUGCGCUUGGCAAGCAUGUUGAAUUAAAUCAAGCUCAACUGAAGGCAUUGGGUUGGAAGAGUUAAGUUGGAUGAGAUCAGAACACAGCUUCCCAAGAAGAACAUGCAUCAAACCAGCAUAAAAAUCGAGGAUUAUGCAGAAAAAUUAGGCAGUGACUGCUUGGUAGCAUUCACUUUCUGCAUUUAUCGAACCUUCCAAAUUUUGCAGAUCUGAUAAGGUAUAAGGUCUUAGUCAUUGCAAGAUGAGUGCACCAUAUGUCGGCUGUCAUCAGUGAAUAUUCCUGAAAUUGGGUGCUUAGUACCUUCAUUGAAUAGCAUCUCUCUGCCUAUAUGCCAACUAACAAGCAACAGGCCUGUAAGAUUGUACAUAGCAUAAUUAUGUUGUUGAUGAAUGUACAAUGUAUUCGACGACUCUUAAUCCUGUCAGAGAUUUUAUAUGCCAACACAAUAGAAAAUAUGGAGAACUUGUACUUUUU
Messenger RNA from Lycium barbarum (goji berry), 1648 nucleotides. RefSeq names its product putative ribosomal large subunit pseudouridine synthase SVR1, chloroplastic. The transcript has 11 exons. The coding region runs from base 45 to 1238 and encodes 397 amino acids. Gene Ontology annotation, molecular function: RNA binding; pseudouridine synthase activity. NCBI's taxonomy places the organism in Eukaryota, Viridiplantae, Streptophyta, Magnoliopsida, Solanales, Solanaceae. The record is from RefSeq and is a predicted model, not a curated record. Gene Ontology annotation, cellular component: chloroplast. Gene Ontology annotation, biological process: plastid translation; maturation of LSU-rRNA from tetracistronic rRNA transcript (SSU-rRNA, LSU-rRNA, 4.5S-rRNA, 5S-rRNA); pseudouridine synthesis.